GGGCCGGCGGCUCCCCGGGGCGGCGUGCAGCCUGCGCGGUGCCCCCGGCGGCUCGCCCGCUCCCCGCCUCGAAAAAGCGGCGCGUCCCGUCCUUCCUUCCCCGCCGCGGCCGCCCCCUCUCCGGUCCCGCGGAGCGGCGCGCAGCCCUCGCAUCAUGGCGGGGCGUGCGGACACGCUGUGGCUGUCCCCGUGGCUGUGGCUGUGGCUGUGGCUGUGGCUGUGCACGGCAGGGCUGUGCGCGGCGGCGGAGCUGCGACUGACCCUGUUGCACACCAACGACGUACACGGGCGGGUGGAGGCGCAGGGCGCGGGGCCGCGGCGCUGUGCGGGGGAUGCCCCGGGAUGCUUCGGCGGCGUGGCGCGGAGAGCGGCGAGGGUGGCGGCGGAGCGGGCCGCGCACCCCAACGUGCUGCUGCUGGACGCCGGAGACCAGUACCAGGGCACGGUGUGGUUCUCCCGCUUCAAGGGCCGGGAGGCGGUCCACUUCAUGAACCUCCUGCGCUACGAUGCCAUGGCUUUGGGUAACCAUGAGUUCGAUGAAGGUGUGAGUGGAUUAUUGGAUCCUCUUCUUAAAAAUGCUAAUUUUACAGUCCUGAGUGGAAAUAUUAAAGGAAAAACUCCAUUAGGGAAUGAAAUGAUGAAAUAUGUUCAUCCUUUUAAAAUAGUUCAUUUUGACUCAGAAUCAGUAGGAAUUGUUGGCUACACUACGCAGGAAACUUCUUUUCUUUCACAGCCAGGGGAUGAUAUAAUCUUUGAAGAUGAAAUUGAAGCAUUGCAAGUGCAAGUGAAUAAACUUACUGCUAUGGGAGUGAACAAAAUAAUUGCACUAGGACAUUCUGGUUUUACCGUGGACAAAAAUAUUGCCCAAAAAGUGAAAGGAGUGGAUGUUGUGAUUGGAGGACAUACCAACACGUUUCUUUACACAGGCACCCCACCCUCUACUGAAGUGCCAGCUGGCCCAUAUCCAUUCAUGGUUGACUCAGAUGAUGGGAGGAAGGUGCCAGUUGUACAAGCUUACGCUUAUGGAAAAUAUCUUGGUUACUUAAAUGUUACAUUUGACAAGAAAGGAAAUGUAGUUGAAGCAGUUGGGAACCCCAUUUUGCUGGACAGCAGUAUCCCUGAAGAUGAACACAUUAAAGAAGAAGUGGAAAAAUGGAGAGAAAACCUGGGGAAUUAUUCUAAAGAGAUUGGAAAAACUAAUGUUUACCUGAAUGGUACAAGCCAAGCAUGCCGUUUCCAGGAAUGUAACAUGGGAAAUUUGCUUUGUGAUGCUGUGCUUUAUGAAAAUGUUGGGCGUCCAGAUAAAAAAUCAUGGAACCACGUUUCAAUAUGCAUCCUGAAUGGAGGUGGGAUACGGUCACCCAUUGAUGAACAGAGCACUAAUGGUAGCAUAACUGUGGAAGAUUUGCUGUCUGUUUUGCCAUUUGGAGGUCGUUUUGAUAUGGUAAGGGUAAAAGGCUCCACUCUGAAAGAAGCUUUUGAGCACAGUGUGCAUAGAUACGGAAGAGGAAGUGGAGAGCUGCUGCAGGUUGGAGGUAUCCAUGUGGUCUAUGAUCUUUCCAGAGCCCCAGGAAGCAGAGUUGUUAGCUUAGAAGUGCUUUGCACAGCCUGCCGAGUCCCAUCCUACAUCCCACUCCACAUGGAUGAAAUAUACAAUGUGACUCUUCCAUCCUAUAUGUUAUUUGGAGGAGAUGGCUAUCAUAUGCUGAAAGACAAAAAUAUGGGAUACAGCAAAGGUGAACCUGAUAUUGAGGUUGUUUCCCGCUACCUACAAAGAAUGGAGAGAGUUUACCCAGCAGUUGAAGGUCGAAUAAAGUUUUCUUCUGGAAGUCUUCACAAAGCAAGUCUUACCCUGAUCUCUGUAUUGUUCACUGCAACAUUCUUGCACACUUGAUUAUUGCUCUCUAUGUGUUUGUUUGGAGGAAGAAAGGAGGAGAAAUGAUGCUGAUGAAGCAAAAAGAGAACUGUUCUCUUUCCUCUUUUCUUACACCUUACAAUGAAUGAGCAGUGAGGUUGCUGCAUGUUAGCAGUAAGCAGCCCAAUCCAUUGUCUUUUAUCUGGUAGUGCAUCAAAGCACUCUGUGCAGAGCAGGGGGCAGAAUUCAUGCCUUUUCUUGGUUUGAAUCAGCAGGUACCUGCAAUUCGGUUUGAGGUUUUAAGAAGCGAAGUGCCAGUGAAUACCUACUGCUCAAUCAUAAAGCAAUGACAAAUUGUAAUGGGGUAUUUUUAAAUUGUCAAAUCCUUUUAGAUGCCUUAGAUAGUGAGUUAAGAACCUGAUUCCAGUAAGGCAAACAAACUUCUUAGAAAUGGAUUUAUUAUAGGUGUAUAUUCCUUUCUUUGAUCUCCACUCAGGGUUAAAGUAUUCAAACCUAAUAUUUCUACUUUGCUUCCAGUCAUAUUUAUCAUACCUACACCAAUAUCUGAAAGAGCUGGAUUAAAGUCAGUGCCAUUAAAAUCAUGAGGCCCAUUUAACAUGCAAUUUUAAAAAGUUUGUUUUACUUUUGAAGAUGCAGCAUCUCACUUAUGUUUUCCAUUAAUAAACGAUGCAAUGAAAGCUUGAUUUUGAUAAAUUUUAACAAAUUGAGUAUUCUUCAUUCUUUAAUAUGACCAGUUUGGGGACUGUGUCUAGAGCAAAAACACAAUCUAUGACUGUGUUUCAUAUAAAUAUGCUCGAUUUUUUACCUUUUCCAAAGAACAAAGCACAGGACUCCUGCCUCUUACUCUGUAUCACCAACAUUCCCAGAGAAUGUCAGAUAGAGGCAUUGACUCCUGCAGCACUGUGGCAUCCUUUGGAAAUAGCCAGGUAAUGGGGCUUUUUACAGCAUAACCUGUCUUUAUGAUAACUGUGGUUAUACCUCAAAAGACCAUCUCUUCUAUGGGAAGGCUGUGUUUAAAAAAAUACAGUUGUAAAUACAGGCUAAUGAGUAUGAAAUCAAAAAUCAGACUAAAUGCUAAGUGUACACUUCUGAUGCUUUAUCAAGAAGUGAUUGAUUAUAAAUGAAUGCAAACAACCAUUAUUUUUCUAAGUUCAUUCACAUUGGGAUUUUUGCCAUCAAUGUGUUUUCAUGUUGUUCAAUGCUAUUUUAAACUGAUUAUCAGUGUUUUAAAUAAACCUGCUUUGUUUUUCUGGAAAGCUCACUACACUCUUUUUCAACCCUGAAGCUACUUGGCUCUUAAAUUCACUGCACCUGCAGAUUUCAAGGAGAAGGUGUGCUAAGAUAAACACUAAGUAUAUUUAAAUUUCAAGAUCUCAUUCAUUUUGACAUACAUUGAGAGGCUGUGUAUGAAAAGCUCUGGACUACACAGCUGCAACAUGACACAAACGAUGACUGACCUUUACACACAACUUCUUAUGCCCUGGCAUUGAUGGUUUGCCAAUACCAGCCCUUAAGAAUAGUUAAUUUAGAAAAUGGUCUUACCCAAAUCAACAUAAAACCAGUAACAGAGAGGGCACUUAUGGACCAAACUGUACCUGCACACCAAUUUUUAGAGUUGUAACAACUCCUUUGGCAUAGCCAGAAAGAAGAGAAAUAACAAUUUUACCUUCCUUUGACAAAGAGAAGGAAAAGGUUUGCAGUACUAAUACAGACAGAUAGCACAAACUGUAUUGACAAAGAACACCAAUGCUGCAUUAGAUUGGUUGGUUUGUAGUGAAGGAGAAAAUGGGUGUUGUCUGAAAAUAAAAACUGAGGAAUGCCUAUUAAAGUAUUGCUGUAUUGGUCUGUGAGUAAAACUUGUUAAAAAUCCACACAUGAAAGUCCAUUUCA
Messenger RNA from Chiroxiphia lanceolata (lance-tailed manakin), 3766 nucleotides. It is a transcript of the gene NT5E, whose product is annotated as 5'-nucleotidase ecto. The coding region runs from base 155 to 1894 and encodes 579 amino acids. Gene Ontology annotation, biological process: AMP catabolic process. The transcript has 9 exons. Gene Ontology annotation, molecular function: 5'-nucleotidase activity; metal ion binding; nucleotide binding. Gene Ontology annotation, cellular component: plasma membrane. The record is from RefSeq and is a predicted model, not a curated record. NCBI's taxonomy places the organism in Eukaryota, Metazoa, Chordata, Aves, Passeriformes, Pipridae.